This is a messenger RNA of Aspergillus bombycis, 1026 nucleotides long. RefSeq lists its product as uncharacterized. The record is from RefSeq and is a predicted model, not a curated record. The coding region runs from base 1 to 1026 and encodes 341 amino acids. NCBI's taxonomy places the organism in Eukaryota, Fungi, Ascomycota, Eurotiomycetes, Eurotiales, Aspergillaceae. The transcript is spliced from 4 exons.
AUGGACCAAAUGACAGGCCCCCGGCCACCUGAUGUGAGCAUCGGCUACCGACUCUUGGUUGGAACAACCGUCACUUUCGUAUGCGCAUUCAUUGUUGUGUCCUUGCGGGGUGUGGCACGCAGCGUGUACGCUCGCAUGAGCUGGGAUGACUAUCUUAUGAUAUUCGCCCUGGUUCAAGCGUUAAUCGCGACUGUCUUCGAUUUCGUCGCCGUCGACAAAGGGCUGGGACGUCACCUAAUCUACAUCCCGAAGAAUGACGCCGUCACAGCCAUGUAUUAUGAUCUGCUUUCGCAGGUCUUCUGCAUCAAUGCCCUGAGCUUUGCGAAAAUCUCCAUCUGUCUAUCCUACCUGCGUAUCCUCAAGGGGUCGCGCCAUGCUGUGCUGCGGGUGACGUGCUACCUCACUGCGUUUUUGGUCUUCGCGGUCAAUACCGUGGUUAUCAUCUCGUUGUACGCACAAUGCGAUCCACCCCGCAAGUCGUGGAACCCGUUCAUACCUGGAAAGUGCUGGAAAUUCAGAACUGUGAUCAGUCUUGUGCUGCUGCAAGGAGCCUGGUCCGCAGUAACGGAUUACUUCCUAUCCAUUCUACCGUUCUUCCUCUUCAAAGACCUCCAGGUCAGUCGCGGAAACAAGAUGAUCCUGUGCGGACUGAUGGGACUAGGCAUCAUUACGGGCGUCUUCGCCACCAUCCGGACGAUUGAAUCCGGUCUGGGUCUGAAGAACGGCAUCACCGAUGCCUCCUACACGACCGUGAUGGGUCUCAUGUGGGCGGGCAUGGAGCGCAACAUUGCCAUGAUGAUCGGCAGUGUGCCCGCUCUACGCCCACUGACAACGCCAUUCAUGAAGUUGACUUCAGAAACCAUGUCAUACUUGGGCAUCCGGUCUUCCUCCAAGACUCAAUCGAGUUCUGGCGCCAAUGGCUCGGGUUCAUUCCAGAAUAGGUCGGGUAAUAAGUCAGCCAAGGAUUUGCCCACGUCGAGUAUGGAGCAGAUUUUGCCGAACCGGGCGCCGAGAGAUAUGGUCUGA